UCGUAUUGCAACUAGGCUCCACUCUCCUCUUAUCUGUGUUGUGCGCAACACAAGUACGUCCCUAGCUGCUACAACGAACGAACGCGUGGCAGCAGUGGGAGAGAAUCCAGACACACCGACUAAGAGAACGUUACAACUCUCCGCGACCAUCAGGUUCUUUGAAGUAACUACUACAAGUCUCUUGUUCGAUACUUCGUCAUGAAAAUGUGCCAAAGCCUUCGCAAGUGAAAAAGGUGUGCAGAAUCUCGGGUUUUGUUCGUAGCAUGGGUCCAGAAAUACAUCACUCAACAAGAGCCACUACUCUCUCACUCUUUCAGUGUGAUUUACUCAGCAAUUUCUACAGCAGGCGCCAGCAGGCUAGGUGUUAACACGUCCAAGGUUCAGUUGCUGAUGCAAAAGAAACCAACAUGGCAAGAACAGAAGAGAUCACGUUGAAGGAAAUAGAAUGUCCAGUAUGUUUCGAGUACAUGUCUCCACCCAUCAUGCUUUGCAGAAGAGGCCAUAAUCUUUGUCACACGUGCAGAAAAGAUAUUUCAAAAUGCCCAAUAUGUAAAGAGAAAUUCAUCACAAAGAACCUGGCUCUUGAAGAGAUUGCUAACAAGAUAAAAUUGCUGCACAAUACCAUACCACAGCCCAGUAAUCAUCGAUCACCAUACGAUCUUCUCGAUGAACAACGGACCAAGAUUGUAAUAGCUGAAGAAGUUAGCAGGAUCAUCCUAAGAGAAGUCAAGUGCAAAGUCUGUCAGAAUUAUUCUCUCUCUCCGAUAUACUUCUGUGUCAAUGGGCACAGUACGUGUAAUGCUUGUAAAAAGUGCAGAACAUGCGCUGGUCCCGUCACGAGCGGGAGAAAUUUUGCUUUAGAGACGAUCGCCAGAAGUGCAGAGUAUCAAUGUCGAUAUAGAGAUUUUGGAUGCGCGUCGAUCCUAACGUUACUGCAGGCUCAACACGAGGACGAGUGUGAAUACAAACCAGUAAUGUGCCCACUGUUUGACGCUGUUGGGGUCAGAUGUUCCUGGUCUGGUAUAAGUCAAGAUUUCAAAUUUCACGUGAUGCACGAACAUGUCUCAUGCAGGGUAUUUGAGGGAACAUUUAUAAGCCUGAAUAUAAGGUACAGCUCAAACACCGUGAUAUUUGCGCUAAAUAAGAUGUUUCUUAUGUCCAUUCUAGUUAAAAAUGGGGCAGUCUUGUAUAGGUUCAACUUAGAAGGUCCUGCAGAUGACAUUGACAAAUACAAAUGUGUAAACAGGUUACUGUCAGGUGGCGAUGUAAUAACCACAUUCGUAUUUUCUCCUUCUCCGAAAUGGAAGGAAUUUUAUGGAGGAAUUUUUAUGGAUUGUUCAAGUCCUACGAUAAUGUUAAAUGUUUGCAUCCAGAAGACGUAGACAUUUUCGUAGCCGAUAAUCGCUGUUCAAAGAUAGGGAAUUUGCUUGAUCUCCAAGAAAUCAGCAUUUAUUCUUUAAUUUAGAAAGUCCUGGGUUUGAGGCUCAGGCUGGAGCUUAGCUGUCAAAGGCAGGCGCUCUGAUCAGUCUUUGUAACACGUCUCAUUAUUACAUAUGAAUUUAUUCAUAUCGAAGUUAAUGGUGAAGUUCUUGUCUUUUACUUUUAGAACUACAGUACCGUGACCCCUGACCCCCGCGUCGAAUGAAGUGGAUCCACGAGUGCUAUGCCAUUAUGAACCAGAACACUAUGCUGUUCAAAGUUAUUAAUUAUCAUGUCUUGUAAGUUUUAAAAAUGAUUCCAUAAAACGAAACAUAAGAGUGUGUACAUAAUUCUAUACAGCACAUUAACCUCUGAUAUGAACCAUGUUUGUUGCCUCAGUCAGUAAACAGACUGGCAAUUUAUUCCCAACAAAAUUGUAGUAAGAUAUAAGUAAAUAAAUGCAGUAAAGUGCUCUUGAGCAAUCGGCCACAUCAAAGUUGGCUUGAACAUUUUGGAGACCUACUGACUCCAUCAUCGGGGUCAAAAUAGAGGGCAAGACCACAAGUCACUGAUACAUAUUUUUGUAUCUGUCUAGCCUUGCACCGAUUUCUUUACGUCACUUUAGCGGGAAACAUUUGUAGUGGCAGAACACAGCAUUGAAUUGGACCACUCUUUAAGAAUACUGAGACAAUAAUGUUUACUUCAUUAGUUUAGCGUAAUUCCUUCCUUAAAUGCAUGAAGAACGAGAUUGUCACAGAACUGUGGGGGAACAGGUCAUGUGUUGGCAACACUGAACCUGCUAACACCACACACUUGCAUGAAACGCACAUGGGAAAGGAGAAAAAUGCCUUUCAAGAUUUAAACAGAAACUCUUAAGGAAAGGGUUGCUUGGUAGAUGUCCGUGAAAUUGUCAGGAUAAUAUUAAAACGUAUUUUAAAGAAACAAUGUGAGAGUGUGUACUUUAUUCUUUUUAGGUUUAAACGUCUUCGAAUAUCUGUCGAGGGGGCCAACUAAUUUAACUGUUUUGCAAUCUAUUUAUCGUGUGUUUCUACCAGAGUACAGCAGAUGUCUUCAUUUCUUAUUCGAAGACGAAACGUGACGUUUAAAAGAAACUUCAACAGUCGAUGAAUAAACAGAGAAAGCAGAUAUUAGACGUGUCUUGCCACGAGUAUGAUUUCAGUAUGACACUGUUUUUUCUCCACGAACUUGAUUCGCAUUGCUCAUUUAUUUUGUUAAAGAUCAAUUUCGUUUUCCGUGUUGAUAUUUUUCUUGUACAAGGGAAAUUUUUUUAAGUCAACGUCAGGAAAUUUCUGUUGGAACAGCACUGAUUCUAACUCAAGGUCUGAAUAUUUCAUUUCCUGAGGUCGUUCGUAUUGUGUGGGUGAAGACACUGGACCAGCUGUUGAAGACGAAUACAGAAACAAAUUACGCGGUUUGACCUGACAUGGCUGAAGGCAAGAGCACUAAAAUAGUGAGUCUGAAGGACAUUGCCCCUCACCUUACGUGUGCACUGUGCACUGAACUCCUGGCAGACGACGUCACAGGAAUAUGUGAGUCCGGGCACACAUUCUGCAGAUUCUGCCUGUCACGCCUCGACGAAUGCAUAAAAUGUAACCGCAGAUUCGUAAAAGAUGCGCGCAAUUACAUGAUCGAGAAUAUGGCGGAAAUUGUGAAAUACAAGUGCCAGAACUACUACUUCGGAUGCAAAACCCUACUCUCAGCAGAUCUUCUUGUGAAACACAACUUGACCUGUCGACGCAGGGCGGUCAGCUGCCCUCUGGAGCAGAUUCCAGAAGUGCUAUGCUGGUGGAAAGGAUGCCUUUCGGAAGUUUUGGAUCACGUGAAGAAAAAUCACGGAGACAGACUCACAAGCAAAAACUAUUUCAGAUGUCCUUCGUUGGAAUCCACACACUGGUUGACGGAGUAUAAAGGAGAACUGUUCCUAUAUUACAAAUACAUCAAAGACGGCGAAUGGAACGCUUGUGUACAGAGCGUCGGUCUCACAGAAGACGAGUUCAAAGGCGUCUUCGUUCUGAGAUCACACAACGCCAACAGCAAUGAGGUAAUUGAAAUAUCUUUUGUUGUGCAGCUUAUUACCAGUCUGGAUAAUGUGCACAGAUCCGGUAGAUGCCUUCUGUUGGAUCAUAUAGUAGUUAAACAGUUUAUUAAGAAUAAACAGAUGAACAUGAUGGUCUCGAUUGAAGAGAUCCUUAAGCGCUAAUUGGUGUUUAUUACUACAACGAUGGAGGCGAUGGUUUGAUUAGAACAAAAACAUUUCUUGACAACUUCAGCUUCGGUUGGAGCAUAACGGACACGACAGUCGUAAUUCUCAUCUUUUACUGUACCACGUGACACAAACAGACAGAACUAUUUGUAAAAAGAGCAUUUUUCAGACAGCGCGGAUGUACUAUUAUCGAUCACGUUGCAACUGUGAUGAAAUGUCUUUGUGUGUAGCUUGUUGCUGUCAUUGGAGUACAGACGCCGCAAUCAAAUACGAGCUCUCAACAAUUUAUUUUGUUUUUAAUUAUUUUCAAGGUUCUUGCGACAUUUUUCGUGAUGUACGAUUUCCUCAAUUUAUUUUAUAAAAAAUGUUCCAUACAGCUUUUCAUGAAAAAUGUAAUAAAUAUAAUGCAAUUCAUCCGU
Zootermopsis nevadensis is the source of this 4062-nucleotide messenger RNA. RefSeq lists its product as uncharacterized. NCBI's taxonomy places the organism in Eukaryota, Metazoa, Arthropoda, Insecta, Blattodea, Termopsidae. Gene Ontology annotation, cellular component: cytoplasm. Gene Ontology annotation, biological process: multicellular organism development; proteasome-mediated ubiquitin-dependent protein catabolic process. Gene Ontology annotation, molecular function: ubiquitin conjugating enzyme binding; zinc ion binding; ubiquitin protein ligase activity. The record is from RefSeq and is a predicted model, not a curated record.